This is a messenger RNA of Rhopalosiphum padi (bird cherry-oat aphid), 1577 nucleotides long. RefSeq lists its product as uncharacterized. The transcript has 7 exons. The coding region runs from base 61 to 906 and encodes 281 amino acids. NCBI's taxonomy places the organism in Eukaryota, Metazoa, Arthropoda, Insecta, Hemiptera, Aphididae. The record is from RefSeq and is a predicted model, not a curated record.
UAAAAAUUAUAAUUCACCUAAUAUACAUUUUUAAUAUAAUUAAGUUUUAUUAGAUCAAAUAUGUGGACUAUUGUACACUUUGUGCAAGACAACAGUGUUGAAGUAGUACCCACAUAUUGGGUUAAUGGAGAUAAUUGUGCUUGGCUUAAAAAUAAUGAAGGAGCUUCAAAAUUAAGAGUUUCACUAGUAAAACCCAAUGAUUUUGAAUUUGAUUAUUAUAGAGUGAGAGUCUUUUCCAAAAAUAUAAAUUCGUUAUUAGAAGCAAAAGAGAAAUGUGAACGAGCACAGUUUACUUCUGAUAUUUCAGAUUAUGAUCAAGAAACACUGGUUAGAAAACGUAAACAAAUAUCUGAAUUAAAUAAAAACAAAGCCAAAAGUACAAGAUAUCAAGGAACAUUAGGAGUAUCUUCAUGUCACAAAAACUUAUUUGAUAUACCAAAUGGUGACAAAAUAUAUAAUGGUAACCAUAAUUCUGAUAAUGAUUUUAUUAAUUCAAAACCUAAAAGCCAGAAAGAAAAAUCAGCAUCUACAUCUACUUCUAUAACAGCAUCAACAUCUACAUCUUACCAGAACUUUGAAACAAAUGAAACAGGAAAUGUAGACUUAACAUUAUUAUAUAAUAGUGGUCGUUCGAAUAUUUCUGAUGAUAAUUUCACUACAGAAUAUAAAAAUAACCAGAAGGAAUCUUUAUUGUAUAAUACUCAAAUUAUAUCACUCAAAAAUAUUUUGAUAAAUAGUUUGAAGAAAAUGAUGAACUCAAUCCAGAAAAUAUUUUGGACCCGGCUAUAUCUCAAGAAGUUUCCACUGUUUCAAGUAUUAUUGUGCCACAAACUACAUCACCUAAUUCUUCAUGUAGCCAGUUUAAUAACAUGUAUGCUCUUGAUGUCCAUAAAAAUAAUGUUAUAAACAUUAAUAACACAACCCCAUCAAAUGUAAACAAAACUAACCCAAAGACGACCGAUAGUACACCUUCUAGUUCACAAAAUAAUACCUUUCAGAAAUCUGUUCUUAGUUAUUUGGCAUAUUUAAAGAUUGAAUUAAAUAAAAUGUCUGAUACCCAACAAGAAAUACUGCAAAUGUUGUCCAAUUUACCUAAUAAUCAUUUUAAUACUUAAUUAAGACUAUUUUUGUUGAUGAGGAAAUCGAUUAUUUUAUUUCUGCAUGGCCACUCCAAAAUCAUGAAAGUCUAGAGGAUAUGGAAAGUAAAAUGAGAUCGGACUCAAACUUCAGAAACAAAGUGUUUGGCGAGCUUAUCAGAGUUGGAGGAAAAUCCUUACCAGAUAUGAUACAUAAAAUUAUGAAAAAAGUUUUUGCGGACUCCUUAUUGAUGGAGUUUACAUAUCAUGGAUUGAGGAACAAAUACAACUUUUCUAAUUUGCUGAUAAAUAAAGCAAUAAUUGAUGCAACUCGCAAGUCCAAGUUUAAAAAUUCAUGUGAUGAUGACAUUGCUCUGAUAGUUGGGAAAUGGUUAACCACGUCAAAAUCCAGAACAGAAAAAAAAAUUAAAAUUAAAACAAUUUUUUAUAUAUAUUAUAACAAAGUAUUAAUAUAAUUAUAUAUUAUAAUAAGGUUAUGCA